Molecule: messenger RNA, 1140 nt
Organism: Sparassis crispa
Lineage: Eukaryota; Fungi; Basidiomycota; Agaricomycetes; Polyporales; Sparassidaceae
Exons: 3
Coding region: 1-1140 (379 amino acids)
Source: RefSeq, a predicted model, not a curated record
AUGGAUACGUGUCCUGUCGAGAUACACUCCGUCAUCUUUUCCCUUGCCUGUACAGAUGAUGGUACAACCGGACGUUCGCUGUCUCUGGUUUCCCGCCACGUUCGUCGGGUGUCUGAACCCUUCAGGUGGCAGUCACUCUCCCUGUUGGGAUUACAGCAGGCCCGGCAUUUCGUUAAACUUCUCAAACAGACUCCAGGAUAUCAUCCUGUCUACCAUCUCUUUCUGUCCACGCAGUCCCCACUGCUCAUGUCAAAUGAUCAAUAUAACAUGCCUCGGGAGAAUCCUGACAAAGAGUGGUAUGACUUGCUGGACAUUAUCUUGCGAUACACAGCACCAACGCUGCAAACACUGUCUCUUUACGUGACAUCGAAAUCGCAUUUUCUCGGCGCAGCAUGCAUACCCCUACUCCUGACGAUUGCAUUCCCCUACUUGGUCGAGCUCACGAUUUGGAUCCUUGGCACACCCCAAAUCAUAUCAUGGUGGAUCAAUACAUCCCCUCAGUCCUCAAAGAAAGCAGCUAUCUUACCCCCUACCGCUCGUCCAAAGUUGCGCCGUCUACACCUCGCCUGCUUCUUCUACUUCCGUGACGCAGUUCAGAGCCGCGAUCUCCAUCACAUUAUCCAGUCCCUAUCAUCUUGCAUCACGCACCUGCGAUUGACCAUGUUGGACUUCAUGUGUCUGCAGACUGCACGCAUAGCGUUCGCCGAAUGUCUCGAUAUUGGUUUUGUCGAUCCUGGAGUCAAUCUUCUUGAUCCAGGAGGAACACCUAUCUCUUUCCGGGAGAACACAAACGUAGCAGUGACGUGGCCGCGUAUUCUCCCCGAUUCUAUCCAAGUAUUCGUCAUCCAGAUGCCACCACCAUCGACGGCACGGCUUCCGAGAGGGUUGGAGGAGCAGGAGAUCCAACAGUACUUCAAGGCAUUAGCCAGAGCGGCACCAGCACACGUUGUGUGUAUCUCAACGCAACGAGACUAUCUUUGGGAGGAUGCGAAGGCCGAUUGGUUGGAUCGGAUCGAAGAAGGACCUGGGUGUUGGAAAGAGCGAGAUAAGAGUUGGAUAAGUCUGAGAGAAGAUGGACAUUCUUUUACACAGGCCCGAACUGAAGAAGAUACUGACGAAGUCGUGAUCACUCGGUGUUGA